UUUUAUUUUAUUGAAGUUUCCAUUGAAAAAAAGCAUCGUUUUGCGAAGCUUUUUUUUUUUUCAAACUUUUUUUUUUUUUUUUGACCAGCAUUUUCUUCCCGGUUUCUCUUCCUUUUUUCGGUCGUUCGGGUUUCGUUUGUGAGCUUUGUUUCCGGCUAGGAACACACAACAAAAUCGCCUUCUCAGCAUGCCUCGGAAUUUCAUCAACGCUCUGCUGGGUCGUGGUGACGUCGCAGCGCCUGCUCAGGCACCGACAAACCAAGACCCGGGAACGGACAACAUGGACACGACCGAUGACAGCUUGGCAACGACCCAGCAACAGCAGCAAUCCGCCGGCGGACUUGGCGGUGCUGUUGGUGCCGCUGAUCACAACGAUACUGGAAUGGAUUUGGACAAUGCGAACGAAAACCUGCCAGUCGACGAACAACAGCAACAGCAGCAGCAGCAGCAGCAGCAGCAGCAGCAGGCCGACGACAACGACGAAGACUACGAAGACAUACCGGAUGAUGAGGAUUUUGGACCAGCAGAGGACGAGGAGGCGCCGGCAGAGGCGGCCUUCUCCGAUUCGGACGACGAAGCUGCAGAGCCUGCAGUGGUCGAAUAUGGCUGCAAACACUACAAGCGUCGCUGCAAGCUCUUUGCGCCGUGCUGCAACGAGUACUUUCCGUGCCGCCUCUGCCACAACGAGGUGAAAAACCACGAGCUCGACCGCCACGCUGUGCCGAAGGUGCAAUGCACCGAGUGCAACUUUGAGCAGAGCCCAACGCAAACGUGCGGCCGCUGCAACGUCACCAUGGGUGCGUACUUUUGCGAAAUCUGCCGCUUUUACGACGACGAAGUGCAAAAGAAGCAGUUCCACUGCACUGGCUGCGGCAUCUGUCGCAUUGGUGGUGCGGAAAACUACUUUCACUGCAAGACGUGCGAUUCUUGCUUCAACGUCGAACUCCGCGACAAGCACCGCUGCACCGAAAAGUCCCUUCACCAAAACUGCCCCGUCUGUCUCGAGUUUUUGUUUACUUCGCGAGAAGCAGUGCAAAUGCUCAGUUGCGGACAUCCCAUGCACUUCAAGUGCCUUCGUCGCAUGCUAAAACAAUCAAAGUAUACAUGCCCGAUGUGCAGCAAGUGUGUGGUUGACAUGAAGGCGCAUUGGCAAAUGAUCGAUAUGGAGAUUGCAAACACACCCAUGCCCGAAGAGUACCGUGAUCGAAGGGACCCGAUUUUGUGCAACGACUGCAACACGAAAUCUGUCGCUCCAUUCCACGUCUUUGGCUUGAGGUGUGGCGAUUGCGGCGGAUACAACACUCGUAUAAUCAUGCGCGACGAGAAAUUGCCAGGCGUUGCCCGCCACCAACCACAGCAAGAAGCCAAUUAAUCGCCAUUGCAUGCUGCUGCCUUUUCUGGCUGACCUCUCGUUUUGCCGCUGUAGAGCGCUUUGUUGGGAUUGUUCGUCAUCUCUGCAUGUUUGAAUUUCUCGUCCUUGUUGCUCCAAGCAUUGUUCUCCCCGCUUUUUGUUACUUUUCUUGAAAUCAAAUGUUCAACUUGUUGUUUUUUCCCCAAUUUCCGUUUCUUGUAUCUGUUUACAUUGUCAACAGAAUCAAUCAGCAACACGAGCG
This is a messenger RNA of Capsaspora owczarzaki ATCC 30864, 1613 nucleotides long. RefSeq names its product CHY zinc finger family protein. The coding region runs from base 188 to 1372 and encodes 394 amino acids. The record is from RefSeq and is a predicted model, not a curated record. The transcript is spliced from 5 exons. Gene Ontology annotation, molecular function: zinc ion binding; ubiquitin protein ligase activity. Lineage: Eukaryota; Filasterea; Ministeriida; Capsasporidae. Gene Ontology annotation, cellular component: nucleus. Gene Ontology annotation, biological process: ubiquitin-dependent protein catabolic process; protein ubiquitination.